Messenger RNA from Acytostelium subglobosum LB1, 2214 nucleotides. RefSeq lists its product as hypothetical. The coding region runs from base 1 to 2214 and encodes 737 amino acids. The transcript has 2 exons. Gene Ontology annotation, molecular function: DNA-binding transcription factor activity. Lineage: Eukaryota; Evosea; Eumycetozoa; Acytosteliales; Acytosteliaceae. The record is from RefSeq and is a predicted model, not a curated record.
AUGAAAGAUUCUGUAAAGUGUGAAGAUGCAGCAGCUGAGAGUCCAGUGGCGUCAAACACCACGCCAACACAUGAUGCGCCGCCAGAGACAUCAGAGACAUCAGCAGACACCAAGGCAGUAGACACCUCAGAGCCAAUGGUAGAGGCAGAGACAGAGUCAGCCAACAACACCAACACAGACAACAACAACAACAACACAGACAAAGAUGAAGAAAUGGAUACAGAGACAACAUCUACUUCCAACUCAUCCAACUCAAACAACAACUCUGAAGCCAAUGCUAAUACCAAUGCUGCAAAUGCUGCAAAUGAUACUACCGAUUCUACCAAUGCUGAAGCAACAACAGCAUCGUCAAAGUUGAACUUGGAUGUAAAGAUGGAGGAGGAGAAGCAUCAUGAGCAACAACAUCAACAACAAAAGUCCGUGUUGAAUAAGGUGAAGAGUUCUAUAAGCAAUGUGUUGAACAACUCUGUCGAUGAACUGAACUCAUCGGCUUCGGUACUGUCCGGUCUACAUAAUGGAUUGAGUCAUCACACCAUGAAGAGCAAACAGCAUGAUAUAUUGCUGACAUCACCCAAUCCAAUGGCAUCGUUGGGUACUAUUGGCGCAGACGAUGAUGGCGAUCAAGAUGGCGGUGGAUUCGUCGUUGACGAGGGCGAUGAUAACACUAGUGCCACAAUCAAUCCUGGCAGCAACAACGGCGCUGGCGGCAACAACAAUCUAAGCAUCAGCGAGAGUGGCUCUGACAUUCCUUCGCUCUCCAACGUCCUGGCCAACAUAUCGGGCAACACAACAACGGCGCCAUCAUCGGACGCCACACUCAUUCCCACUCCUGUAGAUAGUCAACUUGAACAACAACAACAACAGAUGCAAUCACUGCUGCAGCCACAGUCAUCCAUCGCCAAACCAACACCAUCCAUAUUGUCAUAUAAGGUCACUGCCGGCGCAGCAGUGGCAGCGGGUUCGCCCUCGAACAACAACACACCAUCUUCACCAUUGGUUUCUUCGGCGCCAUCCACGCCACUCUCUGAUACCAAGCAAGCACCCAACUCUGACCAGGUGGGCACGCAGACCUGCACACAUCCCCAGCACGAAGCCUGGUGGGGCACCAGUCCUGAGUUGCCCACGACCGAGUUCUACAAUCGCUCCUACAAGUGCAAGAAGUGCUACAUCCGACAGCAGACCGAGAGCAAGAAGCUGAGACAGAGCCAGCAACAGCAACAAAAGGCCACCCUUACCGCCGCAGCUCCAGGAGCUGUGGCACCCAAUGUAGCUGCUGGAUUCCCUGUCGCCGCUGGCACGACGCCAACCACGCCAGUCACCACCAAGAGUCCAAAGAAAUCGAGCUCCAAGAAGAAGCGUGCAGCAGCGGAGGAGGAACAGCGCAAGCUACAGCAGCAACAACAACAGCAACAACAGCAACAACAACAACAACUUCAACAACUUCAACAACAACAUCAACAACAUCAGCAACAACAAGCACAGCUGCAGAUCUAUCAGCCACCCGAGCUAACAAUCGACAAGAAGGUGGAGAUGUUCCAUCAGAUAUGUCAACAGCAUUUCAUUUCACUCACUGAUCACAAUAACCCAUGUGAUGGAUAUAUCAGUGGUUUCUUGUCGGGCAAGAUAGACGACAUCUUUGGCUCAUGUAAGGUACAGGGCAACAUCAAUGGACCGGGAUUCACAGCUGAGGUCUUUAUCAAUGGCAAGCGAUAUAGAGGAUUGGUGUUUGAGGAACCGAAGAGCUCGAAUAAUCAAAGCCACCUCCAGACAUCGACGGCGACCUCGGCACACAACUUGGCGAUGGCUGGUGCCGCAGGUGGCAGCAGCGGUGGCGGUGGCGAGAGUCUGCUCUCCCAGCUGCAGCACGCUUCCUCGAUCAAUCCGUACCAACACCAUCAUCAGUCACACAUCCUGGCGUCACAUCAUCCCGACAGUUACAACGCCUACAAUGACAUCAGCUUGAUCCUGCAUGGAACAAGUGCCGGUGCCAGCGCAAGCGCCAGUGCCAGUGGCGGCGGAGGUGGCGGUGGUCUGCACCAUCAACAGUGGCCAAACAACAACAAUGGCCAACUAAUGAGCUCGAUCAAUCAGACGCUGGACCAGCACCACAUGCAACAACAGCUACAACAGCAGCAGUAUUUCCAGCAGCACCAUCAUCAUCAACCGACGCAGCAACAGGCCAGCAAGAAGCACAAAGGAAAUCCAAGCUCGUAG